Molecule: messenger RNA, 2103 nt
Organism: Salvia miltiorrhiza (redroot sage)
Lineage: Eukaryota; Viridiplantae; Streptophyta; Magnoliopsida; Lamiales; Lamiaceae
Product: SKP1-like protein 21
Exons: 9
Coding region: 198-1310 (370 amino acids)
Biological process (GO): SCF-dependent proteasomal ubiquitin-dependent protein catabolic process
Cellular component (GO): nucleus; cytoplasm
Molecular function (GO): cullin family protein binding
Source: RefSeq, a predicted model, not a curated record
UAUAUAUUUAUUCUCUCUCUCUCUCUCUCUCUUUCUCUCUCUCUCUCUCUCUCUCAUCAUAUUUAUCCAUUUUACAGCUUUUUCCGACAACCGCCAUUUUCAUAUUCAAAGCUCCGUUCAGCGGGGAUUGUUUUUUCCAGAUAAAUACUUGUGAAACUGCUUUCUCAGGCUCCCUACUUUUCUCAAACUUCAGUACAAUGAUAGAAGCUGAUAGUGAAAUUAUAAAGCCUGAGAUUCUGAAGGCUUAUGUGUGGCUUCAAACUUCUGAUGAUUCAAUACAGCAAGUUGAGCAAGAAAUUGCCAUGUUUUGUCCAUUCAUAUGUCAUGAAAUACAUUCAGGCAUGGGAUCUUCUAAGAAUUAUCCUAUCUCCCUUCCUCCACGAGUCAAUCCUCCUAUGUUAAGCCUAAUUCUUGACUACUGCCGGUUUCAUCAAGUACCAGGGCGCUCUAACAAGGAGAGGAAGUCCUUUGAUGAAAAGUUCGUACGAUUGGGUACAAAAAGACUUUGUGAAUUGACAUCUGCUGCGGAUAGCCUGCAACUUAAGCCCCUUGUUGAUCUUACUAGUCGGUCACUUGCACGGGUGAUUGAAGGAAAAUCUCCAGAAGAGAUACGAGAGAUAUUUCAUCUGCCUGAUGAUCUUACAGAGGAAGAGAAGUUGGAGCCUAUAAAAAAUACCAUGGAUGAUCCGAGGAUUCGGCUUUUGAAUAGAUUAUAUGCUAGAAAGAGGAAAGAAUUAAAAGAAAGGGAGAAACUAAAGAAAAUUGAAGUCGAAGAGGAUCAAGCAGAUGACCGUUCGGUGGAUGAUCUCAUGUCAUUUAUUAAUGGAGACAAUGAAGAUUCCAAGGGGAGUGCAUCUUCUAAACACAAAAAAAAGAAUCGUAAAAGAAAAGAUAAUCACAAGACUGCUCCUUCAAACUGUAUCGGUACUUCUGUAAGAAACGGUGUCCAUAAAAAUAAGGAAACAGAUGAGGUUGUUUCUGACUGUAGCAAUCCAACAUGUCAUGACAGUCUUCUGCACAAUAUUUGUAAUGCCACAAAGUUGCUUGAUAUUGGUGAUGACAGAAUUGCACCUGUAGAAGACGAGUUUGAUUGUUGCGAUUUAGAUGAUGAUAUUGAUCCUGCCUUGAAGGAAGAAAUUGAUAGGGAAGUGGAAGACUUUGCCAGACGUUUAAACCCAGAUUGGCCUGAUAGAAUCCAAGAUAUUCUGUUUCUGAGUCAGAGAAGACCGUUGCAGUUGCCUAAUGGAAAUUGUUCUUUGAGGGUGUUCACGAGUAAGUCUUCCUUUUUUUCUUUUUUUUGUUGUAAAUAGAUUCUUGGGAUUUUUAUCAAUCCUACUAAUUCACUUCUCAGAAUUUGACAAUUUAGUAUGACCCUUAAUCUUCCAUUUGCUUUGAUUCAUAAUAACUGAUUCAACAUGCUGUACAAGAAUCAAACAUUGAUUAUUAACUCCUUUUAUUCGAUUUUGGUGCAAUGUCUUGUGAUUGGCUUUAGUGAAGAAUGUACAACUGUUAUCUUUAGUCCAUUUUUGUGUUGUAUCUUGACAAGUGAUAUAAUUUUAGGUAUAAUUUGUCCAAAGUUUUCGCACAAAAUAAUUACUUUGUUGCUCCCCCCCCACCCUCCCUGCGCAGGUGUAGAUCAGCGCCAGAAAUGAUCCCCGAUCAUGCAAAGCAAUGAACUUCAAAAUGUUUAUUGCCGAGAAGGAAAUGGUGAUUUUCGUGGGCGUGAGCUGGCUUGCACCAACACUCAAAAGUCGUCGUCAUUGGUAAAUUUUUUCGACAUUUAGAUAUUCAAUUUUGAUGAUCUGACAGCAAGGGAAGUAAUAUUAGUAUAGAUGAGAACACAAGCCAAACCAAUCUUGUAAUCUCCCUUUUCUGUUUAUUACACUUUGGAGGUGCCUAGGAAAGUAGGAAUAGUAGAUCAUGAAACUAGAAGAAUCUCGUCGUGGAUCGUCUCUUGUUCCUUUUUUUUCUUUCCUUUUUGGGAGAGAUGACACUGCUGGGAAAGUUGUUACAAACUUACAGCAGAUGGGGUUUGGGAAUUAGUUGGUAUUCGGCUCCGAGAGUGUACAAAUGACAAUAAUUAUACUUAUUUUGACUUGUCAA